Beta vulgaris subsp. vulgaris (sugar beet) is the source of this 2162-nucleotide messenger RNA. Its product is annotated as palmitoyl-acyl carrier protein thioesterase, chloroplastic. Bases 580 to 1845 code for a protein of 421 amino acids. The transcript is spliced from 7 exons. Gene Ontology annotation, molecular function: acyl carrier activity; fatty acyl-[ACP] hydrolase activity. Gene Ontology annotation, biological process: fatty acid biosynthetic process. Lineage: Eukaryota; Viridiplantae; Streptophyta; Magnoliopsida; Caryophyllales; Amaranthaceae. The record is from RefSeq and is a predicted model, not a curated record.
UUUGUCUAAUUGUCUCCUCCACCCAAUUCCAUUUUCUCUUUCUUUCUUUCCAGAAACCAAAAUAACAAUUUCAAUUUUUUUUCAUUCUUUGGAUUUCUCCAACUUUUUUUUCUCAAUUUUCACGAAACCCCCUUAAAACAAACAAAAACCUACGUCCCAGAAAAACUUUUAAAGUUAAACCAUAUUUUAAAAAGGGUCAUUACUCAUUAUUAUAUUUUGUAAUUUCUCUGCAAAACAAAUAGAAGAAAGAAAAAUUUACCUGAAGAAAAGAGAAGAAGAUACGAGAAAAACAGCGCAGAAAGUAGAGAGAGAUAGAGAGAGAAAAAAGGUCAGAGAAGUAAUUGAUUUUCUUCUCUUUUUCUACAAAUUAUGAUGAUAAUUUCUUCAUUUUGAAUCAAGGGUUCAUGAGUGCAAAACUAUGUGGUUUCGUGAGGCAGACAUUUCAGUGAUUCUCUUGGCUUCUGAGCUCUUGUAAUCCUUGCAAUUAUCGACAUUGCCGAAGGAAAUUUCUGAUUUUGUGGUGUGGGUUGUUUUGGAGGAUUAAAUUGAUCUGUUGGUGGGUAUAUUAAGUUAUUGAUCAUGGUUGCCGCAGCUGCAACUUCGGCUUUCUUUCCUGUUGCGCCGUUACCUUCUGAUUCAGGCUCGAAACCCUCUUCGACAAAGCUUGGUUCCUCGAAUUUAGAUGUCUGUGGCAAGAAGUCAAAAUCUGGUUCAUCUGGGGGUUUGAAAAUGAAAACUAAUGCACAAGCUCCUCCUAAGAUCAAUGGUACCACGGUUGGCCUUGCUUCGGCUAUGGAAGGAGUGAAGAGUGAGGAAUCCUCAUCUCCUCCUCCAAGGACCUUUAUUAAUCAGUUGCCUGAUUGGAGCAUGCUUCUUGCUGCAAUUACUACAGUUUUUUUGGCUGCCGAGAAGCAAUGGAUGAUGCUUGAUUGGAAACCAAAGCGCCCUGAUGCUCUUAUUGAUCCUUUUGGUCUGGGGCAGAUGGUUCAAGAUGGGUUUGUUUUUAGACAGAACUUCUCUAUUAGGUCGUAUGAGAUAGGAGCGGAUCGGACGGCUUCUAUAGACACGUUAAUGAAUCAUCUGCAGGAAACAGCACUUAAUCAUGUAAAAUCAGCUGGGCUUUUAGGUGAUGGGUUUGGUUCAACCCCAGAAAUGUGCAAAAAAAACUUAAUUUGGGUGGUUACUCGAAUGCAAGUUCUUGUGGAUCGUUACCCAACGUGGGGAGAUGUUGUUCAAGUAGACACUUGGGUUAGCUCAUCCGGGAAGAAUGGUAUGCGUCGUGACUGGCUUGUCAGAGACUGUAGUACUGGUGAAAUACUUACAAGAGCCUCAAGUGUAUGGGUGAUGAUGAAUAAACACACGAGGAGGUUGUCAAAAAUGCCAGAUGAAGUGCGUGGAGAGAUAGGGCCUCACUUUGUGGAUACUCCUCCUAUUAUUGAUGAGGAUGGGAGGAAGCUUCCCAAACUUGAUGACAGCACUGCUGAAUACAUCCGUACUGGUCUCACUCCCAGGUGGAAUGAUUUGGAUGUCAAUCAGCAUGUCAACAAUGUCAAGUACAUUGGUUGGAUUCUUGAGAGUGCUCCACAAUCAAUUCUAGAGACCCAUGAGCUCUCUGGCAUGACUUUAGAGUACAGGAGGGAGUGUGGAAGAGACAAUAUGCUGCAGUCUCUCACUGCUGUCUCAGGUGCUAGUGUUGGGGGACUGCAAGAUUCUGGUAAUGUCGAGUGCCAGCACUUGCUGCGACUCGAGGAUGGGGCAGAGGUUAUGAGGGGAAGAACCGAGUGGAGGCCGAAGCACGCUAAGAACUUCGGGAAGUUGGGUCAAGUUCCAGCAGAGAGUGCCUAGUGAUCAUCUCUCUGAUAUUCUUGUGCAGAACCAAAUCUUGGAUUUUCAAAUGCUUUUACUCCUCUUCUCUUCCCCCUUUCUUACCUUUUUUCUAUAUAUGUUUCUUUUUUUUUUCUUUUUUUUUUUCGAAUUUGCGCCGCCGUGGUGAAUGAUUCUACAAAACCCCCCAUGUAAUUAGCCUAUGAUGUGUAUCUUCUACCUCCCCCAUCUUCCUCAUCUUAAUGAUCAUGGUAGGACAAUGAAAAGAAAUUAGGGAUAUGUUUUGUUCUUUAAUUCUUUUUUGGAUGGUUGUUAUGGUAAGUAUCUUGUUCAGAGCA